AAGCCCACCCCGCGGGGCCGUGAGGGUGCCGCCGCUCUGAGGGAGCCCGAGAGCAAGGAAAAACAAUUCAUGAUGAAACGUGAAGCUUUUUUGCAAGUUGUGUCUAAAGAGUCAAUUGAAGACUUCCUGAGUUACACUCAGAAUCCUAAAAACACAGUUGAUCAUUUUGACUUGAACGAACUCCUUCAAGAAUUGCCACGAAAGCAAAAGGAAGUGCUGUGGGAGAGACUGACACAGCUGUUGACAGAGAGCUUGAGGGAGAACCCUGUGGAAACGUGCCCGAGGACUGGAGAUGAGGAAAGUGAUGAUCACAUGGUAGUCGAGAUAACUCCACAAAUUAAACAAACUGUAGCAGUGAUCCAAGGGGUGACAGCUGUCGUGACUGCUUCCAUACCUGAAGUGGAUGAAAAUGUAAACUACAAAGCUCUUCUAGAAUGUGUUUUUAUAUUAAAUGAUAUUCUUCCUGCAUUGCCUGCAUCUGAAAAAACCCUACAGGAUGCUAUCCAACACGUAUGUGAUCUGUGGUGGCAGAAGGGACUGGAAGGCAAGGAGGUUCUGGGGAAGACUCUGUUCACCAUUCUGCUUAGAAAAAGCCUGCAUAAAGCUGCUGUGGGUGCAGAUAUAGUUCGUCUGUGGAAUCUGCAUCAGGCAUUACUUUGUUUUGAUUAUGAUUCAGAGGAGAGUAAUGAAAUCAAGGACUUGUUGCUUCAGUGUUUUAUGAGUGUAAAACACAUCAAGAAAGAAGAGGGAAGAAGAUUCCUGAGUUUUUUGUUCAGCUGGAAUAUAAACUUCAUUAGGAUGAUCCAUGGAACUGUUAAAAACCAAUUACAGUUCUUUCCAAGAUCCUUGAUGGAAUACAUCUCAGAAAUUUACUUCAGGGCCUGGAAGAAGAUGUCAGGAGAAUUCACAGAGGUACUGGAACAUGACUGCAUCCAGGAUUUUGUGUAUCAUGGAAUUCAUCUUCCCAGAAGUUCCUCUUUUCACUCUAAAGUUAGAGAGAUGCUGAGUUAUUUUCAUAAACAAAGUCGAGUUCGUCAAGGAGUAGAAGAAAUGCUCUACAGGUUGUAUCAGCCUAUCCUUUGGAGAGCAUUGAAGGUCAGAAACUCAGAAGUUCGAGCAAAUGCAGCGUUUUUGUUUGUUGAUGCUUUUCCUCUUCGUGAUCCCAAUUUUAACGCCGAAGAGAUGGACAAUGAAAUUCAGAGACAGUUUGAAGAGCUUUUUAGACUCUUGGAUGAUCCUCAUCCCGUUGUCCGCUCCACAGGGAUACUGGGAGUUACUCAGAUAACAUCCAGAUACUGGGAGAUGAUUCCUUCAGUAAUUGUUGCUGAUCUUUUAAAGAAGAUAACUGGGGAGCUGGCGUAUGAUGUGUCAUCUGCUGAUGUUCGAUGCUCUGUUUUUAAGUGCCUACCAAUAAUUUUGGACAACAACCUAAGCCAUCCAUUACUGGAACACCUCCUGCCAGUGACCAAAUACAGCCUUCGGGACAACUCGGAGAAAGUGCGAGUGGCUUUUGUCGACAUGCUGCUGAAAGUGAAGGCUACCAAGGCUGCUAAGUUCUGGAAUAUCUGUCCCAUGGAGGAUAUUCUGGCUCGUCUUGAGGUGGAUUCACGACCCGUGUCCCGGCGCAUCGUGAACCUCCUGUUCAACUCCUUCUUCCCCGUUAACCAGCCCGAGGAUGUGUGGUGUGAGCGCUGUGUCACUCUGAUCCAGAUGAAUCCAGCAGCAGCCAGAAAGUUCUAUCAGUAUGCUUAUGAAUAUACUUCCCCCACCAAUAUAGCUAAACUGAUGCUCACUAUUCGGCGCUGCUUGAAUGCCUGCAUCCAGAAAGCAAGGAAGUGUGACAGUGGUGAGGAUGAUGAUGAUGAAAGUGAGAAGGAGAACACAAGUGUGUUGGAUAAUGUGUUGUCCCUAAAUGAUGUGGCCAGCAUGGCAAGUUUGUUGGAGGUUAUUGUAAUUCUCUGGAGAAGUAUCUACAAAGCACUCAAUCACAAUGAAGAGGUCAAAGAUUAUGCUAUCACGAAAUUUGCUUCUGUACUUCCGGAAUAUUUUAAAGUAUUUAAGGAUGAGCGUUGCAUGGCUCCAUUGGUUAUUCUGGCAUCCUUUAUGCCCAUUGCUGCUGUUCCUACAUUCAGCUGUGGUGUGAUUUCCAGACUCAGAAAUAUUGACUGUGGAGCUGACCAAAGCAAAUAUUCUACCCUGAUCGACUGCAUGUGUCGCUGGGGUCAAGUGGGGCACAUUAUGGAAUUAGCCUGUGAUUGGUUGUCUGACACACUGACCCCAAGACUGAAUGUUAAAAGGCCUGGGCGCCGAGUGCACAUCAACGUAACCCAGGAAUCAAAGCCAUGCCUGGCAAUUGAUUACAUUGACUAUCUGUUGACUCAUCCUGUCAAUCGUGACUGCCUGCUGUCUGUUCCUAAAAAGAAACUGAAGAAGCUUCUGAAAAUCCUCAGUGCUGCAAAGGGGGCUCUUGUCUCAAUCCUUAAAGGAACUAAUGCAGAUUGUGGUAGCUGGGAUCAAGCAACUAGCCUGAGAGCCUUCAGCCUCUUUUGCAGGUUGAGUAUUCAUCUUCAGCACAAGUUUUGUGAGGAAGGAGAUUGCCUCUCACUUUUGAAGGAGUCAGGUGCUUGGAUAGCAGAUCAAGUUGUACCUUUUAUUCAAUCAAGUGAUCAAGAGGAUGGUAUUUCAAAACACAGUAAUGUUUCUGAAUUAAUUAUCCAGGCCUACCUGACCGUAUGUAAAGAUGUCAUAAUGGUUGGCCUUGGAAAUCUCACGUUUCAAGCACAUGUUCUGGAUUUGGCUCUUCCAAUUAUACAGACAGAGAGAGGUGGCUUUUGUGCUUCAGUGUUACUGUGUGCUCUCAAAGAAAUUGUUGAAGCUUCUUUAACUCACAAUACUGAGACAGAUGAAGUGGCCAAUCUUUUCCACACUGUACAGAACAUCUUGCAGAAAGUUUUGGCAUGUGUGGCACGUAGACUCAAGAAACAGCAGGAAGAAGGGAUUCAGUUGAUUCACUCUAUUCAGAUGCCUCUUGGAGAAUUCAUUCACGCGCUGCAGUGCUGGCAUUCAUCACUCCCAGCAGUGCACCAGGGUGUACUCUCCACUCUCCGGGCUGCAGUAGUAACAGACAUAAAUUGUCUGCUACAGAUGGCUUCCAGUGAAGAAGAUGUCACUAUACCAAAGACUAUUUCAGACCUUCCCCCUCUUUCAAGCAGUUUAAUGGCCAUAAUUAUGAAGUCAGUUAAUGUUGUCAGGUCAUUUUUAAAUGAAUUAAUGGAAAGCAUUCUCUCUGAAAAAAUUAAAGGGAUUUUUAGUCUAACAGCUACUGUCAGCAUUGUGAUGAUAAUUAAAGGUAAGCACAAAGCUGCACUCCUGAAGGAUAUUGCACCUGCCCUUCGAGGGAAGCUGGUGACGUGCAGUGAGGCCACCGAAGGGUCCAGUGGCACUGAAAGAUUUCUGUGUGAAUCAUCUCUGAAAAUUUUGGAUGAAUUUUUAAAUCCUUGUCCUCGCCAAAGCUCUUGUCAUGCAAAUUAAAGGAAGGAAGACGUAUUGCUUUUUAAAAAAGAUCUUGUAAAAUUAUGAAUAAGUAAAGUUUAUUUUCUGCUAUGCUGUACAUUUAAAGCAAGGAAAAAUGUAUAAAAGUGUAUAUAAAUAUU
Molecule: messenger RNA, 3653 nt
Organism: Empidonax traillii (willow flycatcher)
Lineage: Eukaryota; Metazoa; Chordata; Aves; Passeriformes; Tyrannidae
Gene: NCAPG2
Product: non-SMC condensin II complex subunit G2
Exons: 28
Coding region: 70-3531 (1153 amino acids)
Biological process (GO): mitotic sister chromatid segregation
Cellular component (GO): nucleus; condensin complex
Source: RefSeq, a predicted model, not a curated record